CUAAUCGUGUGUAUUUGUUUAGUUUACCAUGUUUCUUCUUGUUUGUAUUUUAUGUAGAAUAUCGUAACGAAAAUUUUUAAAAUCGAAUAAAACCAAUAGUACUCAAUGUUCUAUCUAUCGUAAAUGUACUUUGUGUGUUGAAACAGGGUGUCCUGAAGUUUUUUUAGUGAAGAUGAGUCGUGAUGAAAUUAAGAGUCUUGUGGAACUUGCUAACAAGAGACUCAAUAGCAGUGAAGAUUUUGAAGAGUUCCAGGCGUUUAGUAUACGUGUGCUCAAUUUAGACACUGUUAGUUUAAUGUUUUGUUGAGUAUUAUUGUUAGGGUUUAGGAUGUUACAUUACAACUAUUUAAAAUAAUAGUACAUAUUAGUAGGUAUUAUAAAUGACAUACCUAAUAGAUACUUAAUUAGUAGUACUUGAAAUCUAUAUAAAUUAUCUUCUAGAUUUAAUUUCGGCAAAUCUAUAACAUUGUUAUAAUCCAUAACAAGAGUAAUAUUUCUGUCUUAGAGAAAGGCCUCUGUACAAUUAUUAAAUUAUUAUUCUUUUAAAAUAAAACAUAAGUAUUAAAACACAAUAUUAUAAUAUUUACAAGUAAUAAAAUAUAGUAAUAUUAUUAAGGUAUGGUAUUAUUUGAGAUGGGUUGAUUUCACUUUUAACUGAUACCCUAUGUUCUGAUAAAUACAACCAACAUCAAAUUAAUACAAAAUUAUUAAUUUCAAUUUAUAUUAAAAUUAAUUGAUACCUAUAUUAGUUAAAAAAUUAAUUUGUCUAAUACUUUAUUUUCAAAACAUAAAUAUCAGUUUUAAAUUAGUCAUUACAAUAUACCUUUAAAAAUACCACAAUUCUUACAUGUUUUUUUUUCUUACCACAUAAGUAAAACUUAUGAUAAACCGUGUAUUAAAUUUUCAAACAUCCUUGAUGAACUAACAAAGUUUAAUCUACUUAAAAUUUGAUAUCUGGUAAAAAAGUUGUUGACACAUAAAAGUAAACCCCUCUUAAUAAAACUAAUGCAUUCAUUGCUACGUUUAAAAUCUACAAAAAAACAUAGCAUAACUAAAAGGUACCUACUUUUAUGGGUACCUACUCUAUAUAUAUUAUAUACUAUCAUAUGACAUCAGCAUAACAAUAAUUAAAUAAAUAAAUAGAUAUGUAAACAAAUAGAUAAAUAGAUACAGACAAUUUAUUAGUAUAUAAAAAUGAUAACUUAUAGUCAGACAUCCAAGCACCCCUCCAGCUUAUUUUCUCAGUGGACAGGAUUUUAAGAUGUGUCUUACCGUUUGAAGUUCUCGGCACUCACAAAACAGAGAUCCAGUCAUCUCCCACUUUUUGAGCAUGUAAUUGCACCUACCUGCUCAGUUCUAAUUCUAUUAGUUGUCCAAAUAGUGUGCUAAAAUUCGAAAACAAAAUGAAUAAAUAAUUGCAAAAAAAAUUUAAUAAAUCCAAUUCAAUCUUUACUAUUAUUAUGAUUGUAAAAUAAAAUAAUUGGCCUAUUUGUUUUUAUGCAACUUACCAAAAUAAUACUUUUUUAAUAUCCUAAUUUUAAUAGUUAAAUGUAAAUAAUGUAUAAAGUUAUUACAGUUACAUGCUUACAUUGGUUUUUACAGAUAUAUUCCUUGAUAGAUGAGAAAAUUGAUUGUCCAGAUGGACCUAAAAUACUGGAGUAUAUAUUAGUUGGUCUUUCUGUAAAACCUAAUGCCCAACCAAUGGUUGAAAAAGUAAUAUAUACCUACCAUUUAUUUUUACAGACAUUUUACGUCAUUAAUAUACUUAAUAUAUAAAUUAUGAUUUUUUUUUUUAUUGAAUUGAAAAUAUUAAAUGUUUUAGUUUACCUGUUACCUAUUAAUAUGGUUUAUUUAGGUUUAUGAAUAUGUACUAAAUGCAAUUAACACUUCAGAUAUACCUGAAAAAAUGAAGGUUUGUUUGAUAAGCCGUUUGUCAUUAGAGUUGCAUAAGUUAUCGACUGAACAACUAAUCAAAUUUAUAAAUAUGUGUAAAAAAGACAUUGAAAAUUCCAAUGAAAAUUGCAUGCAGAGGUAAUUCAUUUUUGUUUUUCAUUAUCAUAAAACUAAUUCAAUUUGAAUAUAUUUUUUAUUUUAGCUGGAAAGAAUUACUUCCACAGAUUUUUAAAAUAAUAUCUGAAAUUAAAGUAUUGACAGCUGAUGGAUUAGAAAUGACUGGAGCUGAGUAUCAAGAAAUGAUCAUUACAGACAUAUGCCGUUGUAAAGUGCAAACUAAUAUAACAGUACCACUUGCAUUAAUGUUCAGGUAGAUUUUUAUUUAAUUUUAAUAUACUUAUUGAUAAAUGUUUGUUUUUUUUUUUCAUGUAUUUAAUUUUACAAAUUGCAGAAGAACAAAAUUAACGGAAAAGGAGCAUGAUUUAGUUAUAAAAUCAUUGUGUUCAUACUUCAAUCAAAUGAAACCACAAGAAAUCCCACCACUUUUACAGCAAAUAUUACAUUUUUGUUCUGAUGGAGAUUUUUUAAAUCUUUUUUGUACUCUCCAAAUGUAUUUUGAUAACAAAUACAAUUUUGUUCAAAGUAGUGGAACUAAUAGUUCUUUAAUUGAAAUUGGUAAUAUAUUCAUAUUUAUUUAUUUACUUUUUAAAUAAUAUGUACAUCAUACUAUGUAUUUAGUUUAAAAACUGUAUAUUUUGUUAGAAGUCAACGAAAAAAAAGAAUUAUUAGAAGCUGAGAGUACAGUGUUAUUUCUCUUGGAAGAUUUUGCUAAAGUACAUUCUUCAUUUAUUAAUGAUAUAACUAAAUACAUAAAAUGCAGUAUUAAUGCUCCUAAUAUGGUGUUAGGACCAUUUAUGUUGGCAUUUUUACUAACUAUUUCUUGCUGUGCACCAUAUGAAGCUGUGGUUAGUAUAGUUGAUACAUUAUUAUUUAACAAAUUAAUAUAUUUAUACAUUAUUGUUUAGGUUAUUGGUUUGGUAAAAAAGCUUGUAAUACAAUCAUUGGAAGAAAUUGAAAAUAAUCACAGGUCAUGUUGGUUAAAAAUGAAUUAUACUGAUGUUUAUGAUGUGUAUGAACAAUUUACACAUUUUAUAAAAAGCGAGUAUGUUUAUAAAUUAUUUAAUUUGCUUUGUAAUAAUAUUAUUUAUAUUUUAAUAAUUGCAAUUCAAUUUAGGAUAUCAGGUUAUGAAAAAGUGUUCAAAGGUAUGGUCAAUUUAGGUAUAUCAUUUCUUGGAACAACUUCUUCAGUUUUUAAAAGUAAAUAAAAUUACAAUUGUUAAUGUAUUAUUUAUGUGAUAAAUAUAUAUUAUUAUAUUAUGUUAUAUUACAGAAAAUGCUGAUAUUACUAACAAACUACAUCAGCUUGGGUUGUUCAUUAUAGUUUCAUUGGUUAAUAAGCGAUCAUUUAUUACUGGUAGUGUUUUACGAAAAUUAACAGAUUUUAUUACAUCUAAUCCAGUAUCUAGUCAAUAUCUUGGUAGGUAUUUAAUAAUAUACUUUUUUUCAUAUUAUAUACAUUUUAUUAUGUGUAUUUACUUGAUAUUACCUAUUUGCAUAAUUAAUAAUUUGAUUAUAAUUUAGAAUGUUUACAUAAACUUUGUAAAAAUCAAAAGGGGUCAGUCCUUGAAAAUAAUGCUGAAUUAUUAAGAUUGUUUAAAGAAAUACCAGUAGGCUUAACUGAUAAAGUAACUUUUAGUGUAAUGCCUGUGUUAAAAGUAUCAACAUAUUUACGUGAUAAUGUAAUCAUGAUUUUACGAAAAGAACUUAUGUCAAGGUUAGUUCAAUUUUAUGUUAAAUCUACAAAAUUACCUUAUGAUUUAUGUUGCAAGUUUUUUUUUUCACUAAUUUAUAUUAAGAUAAUUAUACUAAUAAUAUUAACUUAUUUUUAGGGAAUAUCAGUUAAGGCAUUGUGCUGUUUUGGGAUUUAUUGAAAUAUUAUGCAGUGUACAAUUGGAUACUUUUAUUUCUUUAAGUCAGAAUACAGACAGUCAAGAUUCAUGGCCUGGUCUGUUUACUCAGGUACAUAGUUACUAGAUUUAUGAGUCUAAGUUGUAAAUUUCAUAGAUGUAACUUUCCCAGAAGUAUUCAAACUAAUGUAAUCUAAAAUCUAUAUACCUUGCCCUAAGAGAGAAUAUUUUUUAUAUUCACUUUUUGCACAUUUGGACUAAAUUAGUUGGUGUACUUGGUAUUCUCUCAAAACAAAAUGACAGGGGGAAUUUGUAGACAGAUAUAAAUUAAUAUAUAAUCUAUAAUCUGGGAUUGCAUAAUGACUCACAGAUCUGUAAUUAUUUACAGACCUAUAAAUUACUGGAACAUACAGAAUUUCAUACACUACUUGCAGAAUUUUAUAGUUGAAAUUUAUUUUAUUUUUAUUAAAUUUUAAAAUUAAACUAUAAAUUAUGGACUUAAUAUUUAGCUUAUGGAUUAAUUGUCAUUGUUAUUAAGUGAUAAUGAUUAUCUGGGUCAGGGAUAGGGAACCUUCUCAUGUCAAUGAGCCAUUUUUUUUAAAAAAAACAUACCAUAAUACAAAAACGACUUAAUAUAUUUUACUAAGCAAUUUCAUUAGAAAUUAGUAAACAUAUAAUCAAAUUUUAAUUUAUAUUUUAUGAGUCUAGCUAUAGAUCUAGAAUGUCUAGAUAUUGAUGCAUUUUCCAAAAGCCAUAGAUUGCAUAUUAAGAAGUCUAGAUUUCAGACUUCUUACCUAAGUACAUUAUUGAGGUGUUUGACUGUUUUACCAAGACCACAAUUAUCCUGGAUACGUAUAAUUCACUUAAAAUGAUUUUAAUUUCAAACAGUGAUUCUGGUACUAACUUAAUAUCAGAAUAUUUUAUAAUUUAUUCAUUGAUCUUAUUUAUAAAUUUACUACAUAGUAAAUUAGUAUUAUUUAAACAUCUAGAACUGCUUGAAUUCACUUUAUAUUUUCAACUGGCCACUUGCCAUAAUAUAUUAAAACAAAUAAUAUAUUUGUAAAUAAAUGAUAAUAAUUAUAAUAAAUAAUCAUGCAAUUUAAAAUCAAAUGAGUAUAUAGGUUUCCUAAAAUAUUUUUAUUUUUCAUUUAAGUUUUGUGUCCGGUGACUCAUAUGUACAGAACAUUUCAAUUUUUUUUCAUCCUUUAAUCACUAAAAAAAAAACUCAAUUUACAUGAUUUUUAAAAUAUCUAUUAUGCAAAAAAUAUGGGAAUUUAAUGUAUAUCAGUUAUAAGCAAUAAACCAUUGCUUACAAAAACCUAUUCUAAGCUGAGUUUAGUUGAUAGUGUUGAUUGAUUUGUCAACAAUAUAUAUGUCAUAUUAUGGUAAAAUGAUUACAUUAUAUCAGGGUUUCAAACUGAAAUUAUUUUUUGUGGUUCUUUUAUUUUUUUGAUUUCAAUUGCUAGUCAAUAUUCAUUUUACAUUCAUUUUAUAGUUUUUUAAAACUAGUUUUCAAAUUAAUAAAUUUAUUAUAACAGUUAAUUUUGUUCUUUUUUUAAAUUUUUUUUCUUAAAACAAUACUAUACAGAGUGGGUGUAACUGGAAUAUUUAGCAUUUUAUCGGUAUAGUUACAUUUAAAAAUAUCAAAUAGCCCUGUUAUAGCCUGUAUAAUAAUAAUAACAUACAAGUAUGUAUGCACUAAGUAUAGUACAUUAAUAUUUAUAUACUACUCUGAGAAAAAAAACAUAAUUAAAUAUUAAUUUUAUUUGUAAAAUUAAACAAAUUAAACUUUAAAUAAACUUCAUUUUUAAAUUACAACUUAUAUAAUACUAUACUAUUAUAUUAUACAUUUAUAAUUUGUACCUAAUAAAAAAAAUAAAUUACUAAAUAGUAAUUACUAAUUAUUACCACAGAUAAUGGAUAAUCAUAAUAUUUUCUAACAUAUUUUUAUGGAGGCUAUUUCUUGAUAAUGGCACAAAAUCAUAAUCAUAAAAGUAUAAAACACAGUAACCAACAAUCUUAUGACUUGUACUUAAUCAGUAUUAAAGACAGCAAUAUAAAAUAGUUAAAGAACAAAAAAAUCAUUAAGGUUAACAUUUCAUUUUCAUUCUAUAAAAUAACUAAUUGUGGUUUUGAUUUUGUUUACAUUUAUACACAUUUUCCUGGCCUAUAUAUAACUAAUAAGUAACUAAUGACAGACUAAUAUUAAUUGAAAAAUAAUAUUGAGAAAAUCAAAAAAUGAUCUCCCUAAAGUACCUUCCCUGACUGAUUUAUUUUCAGAAAAAGUGCUAUUUUUGUAAAUUAUAGCAAGAUUUCUGGUAGGAAAGUUAUGCACAGAUAAAAAAAAAUCUUUAUAAAACCAUAAGCUUUUUGCUCUCCUCAGAAUCUAAAAUAUUAUAUUACUCAUUUUAAUUGUUAAUAUUUUUAAUUCCUAACAAUAAAUAAUUUGUAAUAGUUAUAGAAUGAAAUGAAAACCCCUUAUUGUAAAAAUAGUUAUCGAUUGAUAGUUUGUAUUACCUGUACUGUAAUUAUAAUUCUCUAUCAUUUAAUAUGGUAAUCCAUAAACUAUAACUUAAUUCUAUUUUCACUAGGGUGGUACUUUAAGGAGGCCAUUCUUCGAUUUUCUCAAGAGUUUUCUCAUCAAAUUUGAAAAACCGAAAAAAAUUAAGAAAACUGGGAAAAUUGGUACAACAUUAAACAAAUAUUAUUAAAGAAAAUAUAUAGCUUAUUUAAUUAUUUUACUAUAAUAUGACAUAUAUUAUUUAAAAAGCAUCACUAUCAACUGAACACCGCUCAGAAUCUGUUUUUUGUAAGCAAUGGUUUAUCAUUGAUUACAGGUAUACAUUAAAUUAUCUAUAAUAUUGGUCAUUAUCUUAGGUUUUAUUUUUUUUAAUGUGAAAACUUUGGUAUUACUGAUUUUAUUUGUAAAAUAUCCAUACAAAAUAAAAAUAAUCAAAUCAGUGAAUUUAUUGUAAAAUUCUAUUACAAAAUAAUGGGUCACUCUAUUUUUCCAAAAAUAAUCAUUAUUACCCUAUUUUUGGAUUACCGUGUCCAUUUUAGUGUGACACAUGUAUUUGUUUGUACACUUAUCCGGUAUUAAAAUUGAAAAUUAAAACAUUAAGAAAGUUAUUGACAUCUAAAAACAUUUUAGAACAUAAUGUAUAUAAAGUGAAUACAACUAAUAAUACUUAUUUAUUUUUCAUAUAAUUCAUAUUAAUAUUUGUAAUAUUUAUUUUAAAUGCAUAUUUUUUUGUUUUUUGUUUUGAUAGAUCCUUCUAGAUCGAAAUUCUGUUGAUAUCCAUUCAGCUAUCGAUUCUGAAGAUUCUAAAGAAAACAAUAAAAAUAUUUGUUUAGAAAUUUUAGAUAUACUAAAAACUUGCUUUUUCCAAAAAUCAGAAAUUAAAAGAACACUUUACAGAGGACUAAUAAGAGUCACUUCUCAUAACAAAGAAUUGUGUGUGUGUAUAAAUAGUUUAGUAUUGGACCACAUAAGUUCAUGGUGUAAUAGAGUCACAGUAGAUGACAAAAAGUCAUUAAAAUUCGAAAAAUCCAUAGUCACAGACAAAGAUAAUCAAUUUAUAGUGCAUGUAAGUUUGUUAAAAAUAAAUGAUUAUUAUUUUUUAAUUAGGUAUAUAUUUAUAUGUCUGAAAUGGUGAUUUUAGGAGCCACUGGAUGAGUUGAUUUUAUUAGCACAGCAUGUAGUAAUUACAAGUAUACCGUUUGAUAGUAAUGAAGAACUAAAUGCAUACGAAUUAAAAAAUAUAUUGAGUCAAUUGGUAAAUUUUUAUUCUGAAUGCAAUACAGAUGAAAUAAAAGUAGUAAGUAAUUGGAGUUUAUUUAUGACAAAUGAUUGAUUAGAAAUUUGUUUUAUUUUAUUUUAAAUGUAUUUAGAAUGAAAGUGAUAGCCUACUGGAUAUUAUUUCAAAUGUAACAUUUUACCCAGAAGUAAUUAAACAAAUUUUGUGUGUUUACCAAGCCCUUAUUGUGUAUACAAUUAACUCAUGGUGUAAUCCAGAACAAGAUAAAGAAUGUUGUGGAAAGUUGCAAAAGUUAUUUUUUAAAUAUAACCAUAUUAUAGAUGCUAUUGUGGUAAUAUAAAUUGUUAUAACUAUUGAAAUGUAACAAAUUUUUAUUUUUAUUUUUGUAUUCUAAGGCAUCCGACAAAACCUCCAAAAAAAAAGAUAAAGGAAAUAAUAAAAAUAAUAAAACUGAAACUAAUGCUGCAUCCACUAAAUUUAUUGAACCCUUUAUACUACUAGAUUUUGAUGUACUUUAUAAAUGUCUUUCUUUACUUGCGUAAGAUAUUUUUUCAUUAACUAAAAUGUGUCUUGCAUAAUUGUGUCUUGGAUAAUUUAAAUUUAUUUUUCAGUGAAAAUGUUAAUUGGAAUUCUAAAAUUGUUGUUACACCAUUAAAACAAAAUGCAAGGCUCUGGGAAUUUGUUUUGAAACUAAUACAAACAUAUUUGACUAAAGUACAAAAUUUAUUGUCACAUGAUGUAAAACCUCAUAAUUUAUAUAAAAAUCUGUGUAAAUUGACAAAGUAAAAAUUAUAUAUUUUUUUUUUCACUUAUUCCCACAUUACUUAUAAUGUAUUUUUUGCAUUUUUUUCAUAGAUUGCUUUAUAAUUAUUUUCUAUUUGAUUUAUGUGAAAAAAUAUCAUUCAGUCAGAUUGCGGUUGAACUUGGGUUAGAAACUUAUCUACAAGUUAUUAAACUGGUAAAUUCUCAUUAUAAAAAAUUGGAUACAUUUUUAUCAGACUCCAGUAAGUAAAAAAAAUUAUUUAAAUUUAUUUGUGUUUAUAAUUUAUAUUAUUUAUAAUUAAACUAACAAGAUUCAAGUGACAAACCUGAAGAAAUAUUUGAAGUGUUUUGCAAUAUUAAAUCUAAACUAAAUGAAAUACUAGAAAUGAAUCAAGUUGAUGUAAAUGUCAAUGAAGAGGACAAUGAAGAUAAAAUUAUUUAUGAAAAAAUUGAAUGUCUUCUAAUCGGGUGUGUGUCUGUUAUAUGUCACGUUAUAAAAAAUAAUCACCAUCCAAGAGUUAAAACUGUAACUAUAAUUAAUUAAAAUAAUGAUAUUCAUUAAAUAAAUUAUGUAUAUGUAUUUUAAAUAGAUAUUAGCUUGGUUAUCAACAGUGGCUGAGAAGUAUUCUUUUUCAAAUUUGUACAACUCUAAAGAAUUUUUAACCCUGAUGCUAGAAAUGUACACUGCAAAUCAAGAAGAUCCUAUAAUGUUAGCUACUGCAAUUAAGAAUUUAUGUCAUUCAUUUGGUCCAAUAAGUAAAGUUAGUUAUCUAUAUAAAAAAUAUUUCAUUAUAUCUAAUGAUAUUAUUUUGUUAUAAGUCAUAUGGUAUUGGGAAUAAAUAUUAACAGGCAAAAUAUCUUGUAAAUUUCCAAGGUCAAAAUAACUUAAUAAACUUUUUUUUUAAAACCUGUCUUAACCUGUUCAGAGUUAACUAUAGAAAACAAAUAUUUACUAUAUGUAGCUAUCAUAAAACAAAUUUGAAAAUAUGCCAUUCAACUAUGAGUUUGUUCCAGUAAGUCUAACAUUGAUAUAAUACAACACUACCAAAAUAUGGAUCUUCGAACCUUCAAUACAGCCUACUAGACAUUGAAUGUCAUUCACCGCAAUAUGAUAUUGUCUAUAACUAAUAGCUAAUGAAAUCCAAAAGUUUGCUCACAAAUAUGAGACUGGACUAGAUUACCAUGUCAAUCCAUUAAAGUAUUAGACAACUUUAGACUUAAGCCGUUUUGUCUAAAUACAAAAAGUCUAAAGUCUUUGGUGUAAUCUAAUACUAGAAUGGCCAAUAAAUUGACAUGGUAUUCUAGCAUAAACUUUAGACCGUAGGACUUUGUUUAAGAAUUUAAAUUAAGGCGCCACUUCAUAAGAAGUGGGACUUGUAAAGUAUAUAUUAACAACUAGUAUGUUGGAUAUUCCUUAGUAAAUAUACUUUUAAAUACUUUCAAGUUGUUUAAAUAAUAAAACCCAUGGUUAUUUAAAAAGAAAUAAACCUGUUUGAAAAGUCAAUAUUAAUUAAACUUGCAUAAUUUUUUUAAUUAAAUAUUGUUCAUUUUUAAAUCACAUUUUAAAAACAUUUAAUAAUAAUAAUAUGUUGCGUACAUAAUAUAACCUUAGUUAUCGUUGUUACACUGCAAUUACAUAGGAGUAUAUCAUAUUAUCUAUAAUCUAUAUUAUAAUAGACAUAAUAAGUCAAUCUAAAGCACUGAUUUUAUCUAAAAUUUUCUACUGUUUAGGGUAGUAUUAUUUUUAUUAUAUUAUGCAAUGUUUUUAAAAUAUAUAAUUAAAAUAUAAUGUAAUUUUUAUUAAUAUUCUAACAAAGAAAACAUUUUAAUAAAUUAUUUUAUUAAAUUUCUAACAAUACAUUUUAUGAAAAUAACAGUUUUUCAUUCUAUUGAUAAUAUUCAAUUACAACAUUUAAUAAAGAUUUUUAAAAUAAGUAUGAUAAUCAACUUGAAUAUUCACCACUUCUGUUUUUAUAUUUUUAGUCUCAUAGUACUGAUGGUUCACAAUUGAAAUUACUAAAGAUUAUAACAAACUGGAAUAGAACAAUGGUGUGUCCUGUGUUAUGUCAGUGUUUGUGCAAUGAGUUGCAUUAUGUCUUGUCAUGUUUACAAAGAAUAAAAUCAGAGUUAAAUGUAUCUCAAAGAAAAAUAAAAACUAUAUGUCAAGACCGAUUGAAAGUUAGAGAAAAGGCAAUUUGUCACCGUAUCGUUUUAGUAAUUUUGGCUACAACUUCAUUCACAAAAUCAGUGAUCCCGUUGGGUCAGUGUACAGAGUCUGUUUUUAAUUUAUUGUAUCACUUAUAUCACACCAUCAAUAUAGUGACAAAACAUUUUUUGGCCCGGUCAUCCUACCACGAACCUGUUUAUAAACAAGCUUUGUUGAGUAUACUUACAUUUUUGCGAUUUUAUAAUUUAUUGUUUUAAUUAUUAAACAAAUGAUUUUAGAUUGGUUAAAUUAUCUGAAAUUGUCAAUGAUCAACUGUCACCAAAUGUUUCUAAAUUUAUCAUGUUUGUUGAAGUAUGUAUUUGGUUAAACUAUUUUGUAAUGAUAUUACUCAAAUAAUAUCAAAUGUUAUAUUUUUUAGCACGAUAGACCUUUGACAGAUAAAGAAAAAAAAUCAAUACAGUUGAAAAAUCAAACACGCCGUCAAGCAAAUUACAUUCCCAGAGUAGUUACUGAAUUAGAACUGUUUGUGAAUCUGAUUACAAAAUUAGGGAAAAAAUGCAAGGUUAUUAUUACCAAAGAACAUUUUUUCAUUUAAUUAUUUUAUAGUAUACGAUUUUGUACAAUUUUAUUUUUUUUGUUGUUUAGGACAAGAAUUUGAUUAAUAAUCUCAAACUAACUUCGAGCCGUGACUUCAGGCUGAAUGUACAAAAACUUCAGGAUAUGCUCAGCAAACAAACCGAUUCAGAUGUAUGUUUAAAAUAAACCAUUAUAAUUUAUUAGAUAUUAUUUUAAACUAUAUAUUACAUAUUUUAAUUUUGUUUUAAUUACACAGGCAAGUGAUGAAGAAAUUGCUGUUCAUGAUGGACCAAGUGGGACUGAGGAUGAACCACCAUCAAAAAAGAAAAAAACAUAUGAUUCCAGUAGUAGAAAAAAAUCACCAGUUUAUUAAUUUUUAUUAUUUCUUUUUAUGGAAAAUCUUGAGAUAAAAAUUGUAAAUUCCGUUAAAUUCUACUCAACAAAUGACUAAAUUGUACUCAAUUUUUAAAUAUAUUUUUACAAAGCUGUUUAAUAUUAAAAAUAAUUAAAAUAAAAAUAUCAUUUAAAGUUCAU
This is a messenger RNA of Cinara cedri, 11657 nucleotides long. NCBI's taxonomy places the organism in Eukaryota, Metazoa, Arthropoda, Insecta, Hemiptera, Aphididae. The record is from the annotation of a GenBank genome assembly.